Messenger RNA from Acaulospora morrowiae, 597 nucleotides. Lineage: Eukaryota; Fungi; Glomeromycota; Glomeromycetes; Diversisporales; Acaulosporaceae. The record is from the annotation of a GenBank genome assembly.
AUGUCAGUUACUUAUUUUGACACACUUAGAAAAAAUUAUGCGGAUGUACCAAUAACCGAAGAUGGUAUUGGCACUGAAGCAUUUUUGGAAGCUACUGAAGGGUUGGUCAGGUUAUUUGAUCUUCUUGGAUCUGCGGCUUUCAAUGUUGUUCAGAGCGACAUGAAUGGCAAUAUUAAGAAAAUUAGAGAACGUUAUGAACACGAUUUUGAAAAAAGUAGAACACUUGAAAUGUUGGUUAUUAAUGAACAAGGAGAAAAGAAACGCAUAGCCACUGAAGGGCUAUUAUGGUUAAAAAGAGGUUUAGAAUUUACAUCUGUAGCCUUACGUCGUUCAAAGAGUAACAAAGACGAAGAAUUAUCAGCUUCCUUCACACAAGCAUAUGGCUUAACCUUGAAAAAACAUCAUAGUUUCGUAGUUCGUCCUGUCUUUGGACUUGCUAUGAAAGCGGUUCCUUAUCGUGCAGAAUUUUUCAAGAAGCUUGGAGACGAUGAAGUGAAAAUAAACGAACAAUAUGAAAUCUGGUUGCAAGCACUCGAAAAAAUUGUCGUUAAACUAAACCAAUUUUACGUAACGGGUUCCUAUGAUAAAGGAUUUUAG